This is a messenger RNA of Lymnaea stagnalis (great pond snail), 20598 nucleotides long. NCBI's taxonomy places the organism in Eukaryota, Metazoa, Mollusca, Gastropoda, Lymnaeidae. The record is from the annotation of a GenBank genome assembly.
AAGAUGGCUGAACAGACGGUGAUGCUUGAGUUGGAGCAAGCCUCCCUUAUAUUUAUGGUAACCAUUUAGAUGAUUUCUGGUGUAUUGAUGAAGAAAAAAUUAUGAUUUUAUCACAAACAAUUUCAAGUUAUGUAUUUUUUAAAAUUCUAGACCGCACAAAAUGUCUAUUAAUACUCUCAGGUUCUUUUCUAAUUGUAAUAAACCUAAGACUUUAAUUAUAAGUAUAAGGCAAGGAUAACGGAUAAGUUAACUAAGACUAAGAAAUACAGAUUUCUAAGCCACUAAGUUACUCUAAGUAAGUCUAACUCAAGUCCUAGUUCUAGUCUUAGUACUUGUUCUCAUGGAACUGAAGUAACUCGUGUCUGAAGUUAGGUUUCCUAGUUGAUGUAGGCUUUAACUUCAUUUAAUCUGCUUUUUUUUGGCUUAGUCACUUAGGACCUACUUUACUUUACUUUUUAAAGAUUUCUCUCCACUACCCACAUUCUUUUGUUUUGAUUUUUUUUGUUGAUACAUGGGACACUCUGACUCAGUUGGUCGUCAUCUGUCUGUGUUAACCUGAAAGAUCACUUGAAUUGAUGAUACAUAGUUACAGCUCUAACUCUAGUAUGCUGCAUUGAGAAAAAAAGAGAGGGGGUUUGGGGUUAGUGAGUGAUGGGGAAAUAAGAAAAGUAGGGAUAACAAUUCUAGUCCACGCACCGUUCUGCGCAUGUCCUUAAAUGUUGAAAAAACGUGUUCUGCAAUAUGGCAUACAGCUAAACGGUAUGGAAAAUUGCAUACUACGUCACCUUUGUUUAUUAAAUAAUUGCUUCCCUCAUCACUUACGUCGUAUCAGUUUUUGUGUUCCGGUCAUAUAUUUACAUUGAUUUAUGCUACGAUAUUUUUUGUGCAUCACAUCAGGCAGUAUUAUUAUAAUGACUCGGUUAGUAUAUAAAUCGUAUAAAUACUUUUUUACAAGUAAAGCCACCAAAAUAAGGUUUAGUGCUCCCUCAUCUACAUUCAUUGUAAGAGUUUUUUCAUAUUUUGAGGAGUUAUCGUUGAGCUCUCGAUAAAAAGUUAUGCACCCCGCGAAGAAGUGGGGGUUAUGAAAUUAUCAUUAUUUUUUUAUUUUGAUUGAGAAGCCGGAAAUGGCUGCUAUCAUCACUAUGAUUCGUUAAUGUUAAAUCCUUAAACAUCUAAAUAAUUAUAAGACGUUUAAAAUGAAUCAUUUUAAGAAAAGAUUAUAACCAAACUUGAAAAGUAUAUGUAGUAACCAAGGGUUGGUUUUAAGUUUUAUUUAUUUCGUUAAAAAUUGUGUACGUUACCAGUACACAGUUUCUUGUUUUUUCAUUAUUGAAUCAAUAUUUAAUAGUUUUACAAUAGUAAUAUAGAUAAUAAUAAUCGUUUUUCUCUUAUUAAUUAUUUCAGAUAAUAUUAUUAAAAUUAGGCCUACUUAUCAUCAUCAAUUAUAAUUAAAAUAAUAAACAACUGUUAUUAUAAUCCUUUAAUUUAGGGAUACCACAAUACUUGUUCACGCACAGUUCUGCGCAUGUUCUAAAAUGUCGAAAAAAUGUGUUCUACAAUAUGGCGUACGGCUACACGGUAUCUUUGGAAAAUUGCACACUACGUAGCCUUUGUUUAUUAAAUAAUGCUUUCCUCAUCAGUGACGUAUCAGUUUUUGUGUUCCGGAGAUAUAUUGAUUUAUGCCACUAGAUUUUUUGUGUAUCCCGGACAGUAUUAUAAUAAUGACUCGGUUAGUAUAUAAAUCGCACAUAAUACUUUUUUACUAGUUAAGCAACCAAAAUAAGGUUUAGUGAUACCCAAUCUACAUUCAUUUUAAGAGUUUUUUCAUUGUUUGAGUUAUUAUCUUGACUUUGUCUAUAAAAAGUUAUGCAUCCCACGAAGGAGUGGGGGUACAAAAUUGUCAUUUUUUUAUUUUGAUCAAGAAGCCGGAAAUGGCUGCUAUCACUGUGAUUCGUUAAUGUUAAAUCCUUAAACAGCUAAAUAAUGAUAAGACGUUUAAAAUGAAUAAUUUUAAGAAAAGAUUAUAACCAAAGUUUAAUUAUGUAGUAACCAAGGGUUGGUUUUAAGUUUUAUUUAUUACGUUAAAAAUUGUGUACGGUACCGGUAGACAGUUUAUCGUUCUUCAUAAUUAUUGAAUCAAUAUUUAAAUUUAAUAGUGUUACAAUAGUAAUGUCAAUAAUAAUAAUCGUUUUUCUCUUAAUAAUUAUUUCAGAGAAUAUUACUAAAAUUAGGCCGAUAUAUCAGUUAUAAUUAUAAACAACUGUUAUUAUAAUCCUAUAAUAGUCUAUUUAGGCCUAAGCUUAAUUUUUCAUAAUCAUAAUUCUAUUACUAGUACUACUAGUACUACGACAAUCAACAACCACACUUACUAAUAAUAUAUUUUUUAGUUAAGCCUAUAUAUAACAGUUUUAUUAAAAUACAUCAAAUUAAUAAACAAGAAUCAAACAACAUCAUCGUUGUAAUUAUAUUUUUAUUAGAACAUAGAAAAGCAGUACAUAGACAAUUAUUUAAUAUAUCAAAUAACAUUUUUUAAUAAAUUAGUCUCAUCAUCAUAGAUGAUUUUGAGUAAUUUUUAUUUAUAAUUACAUGCGUUCCAAUUUAUAUAUAUAAAAAAGACUACUUACCUUUUUAUAAAUAUAAUAAUUGAUUUAAAAUGUAAAACAAGCAUAAUAAAAUUAGUUAAAAUUCAAUAAACAUGUUAUUUUUUCGUUUUUUCCUGUAUAAAUGAUGAUUUUCCCAAUUUUUCUCUUCACUUUUUUCUGAACAUACCCUCAAAUAAAUAUUUAAAAAAAUAAAAGUCUUGAUGUUAUGUAAAAGUUUUGUUGUUUAUUGGGUUGUAUAUUGCAUUGAGAAUCUCUCCUGAAAAUUUGGUAGCAUUAUCUUUUAAAAUCCAAAAGUUUUGGGCAAAAUAAGGCAGAAAUUUGGAAAGUGGGUCACACGUUUUUUCAUUUAAAUACUAAGAUAAAGAAGGGGGUUUUAAAAAAUCACCAAAAAAAUCAUAACUCCACUUUUAUAAAAGAUAGAAAGAUGAAAUUGGUGUUGUUGUAAAGCUUAUAGCUAGUCCUUUAAAAUGAUGUAUCAUUCAUGAUAAUCUGACAAUAUUUAAAUUGUGUGUCAAAGUACCUACACUAUAAUAGUCUAUUUAGGCCUAAGCUUAAUUUUUCUUAAUCUAAUUCUAUUACAAGCCUAUAAGUUCUAUAUAUAACAGUUUUAUUAAAAUACAUCAAAUUAAUAAACAAGACUCAAACAACAUCAUCAUAGCAAUUAUAUUUUUAUAAGGACAUAGAAAAGCAGUACAUAGACAAUUAUUUAAUAUAUCAAAUACAAAUUUUUAAUGAAUUAGUCUCAUCAUUAUCAUAUUAUCAUCAUGGAUGAUUUUAUUUGAGUAAUUUUUAUUUACAAUUACAUGCGUUCAAUUUUAUAAAUAAAAAAGACUACUUAUCUUUUUAUAAAGAUAAUAAUUGAUUUAAAAUUUAACUCAAGCAUAAUAAAAUUAGUUAAAAUUCGAUAAAUAUGUUGUUUUUAUUUGUUUUUUCCUGUAUAAAUAAUGAUUUUCCUAAUUUUUCUGUUCACUUUUUUCUGAACAUACCCACAAAUAAAUUUAUACAAAAAUAAAAGUCUUAAUGUUAUAUAAAAGUUUUGUUGUUUUUUUUGUAUAUUGCAUUGAGAAUGUCUCCUGAAAAUUUGGUAGCAUUAUCUUUUAAAAUCAAAAAGUUUUGGGUAAAAUAAGGCAGAAAUUUUGAAAGUGGGUCACAGGUUUUUUCAGUUAAAUACUAAGAUAAAGAAAGGGGUGUUUAAAAAUCACCAAAAAAAUCAUAACUCCACUUCUAUAAAAGAUAGAAAGAUGAAAUCGGUGUUGUUGUAAAGCUUAUAGCUAGCCCUUUAAAAUGAUGUAUCAUUCAUGGCAAUAGGACAAUAUUUAAAUUUUGUGUCAAAGUACCGGUACCUAAGAAAAGGAUUAAAAGAACAACAACACUGCUACAGAUUUUGGAAAUUAGACUACUCUUAUCAAUGGACGCCAAGCAGUCAUUAAAUUCUACUUUUUUGUUUGAUGCCUUGGUAGUAUAUGGCUAAGGCUAAGACAGGCUAAGUCACUUAUCAGACUGGAGUUUUGUAAGCAUCCGUUGUUUAAUUUAAACAAAUCUUCUGAGUAAAGUUUUCAUACGAAAAAUUAAAAAAUUUAAAAAAAAGCUUUCUUUCAAAGACAAUUUUAAGCCAACUAAAAAGUAGAAAUAAUUUUCUUUAAAUUCAUAAGCAAAGUCGGCAAAGAAAUUCUGUGCAAAAAUGGUUUUGAAAGAAUUAAAAGAAAAAAUACAACAUAUUUAUAUGUUUAUAUUACAUUUAAUUGGAAUCCUUUGGCUUCAGGUACCUUACUCCCCUUCUGCACAUACUUUGGGAAAUGAAUUUUAAGAAAAUUAUUUUCUACUUUUAAGUAGGUCUCUUAAACUUGUCUUUGAACAAAUAUUUUUGUUAUUAUUUAACUAAGUUUUGAUUCAAAGUCUCAAGCUUAAUUACAGUUAAUUCGAUUAUUACUAAAGGUAGUUGGCGGGGGGAUGUGUGUGUGUGUGUUUGGCCAGGGUUUACUUAGCGGGACGACUGCUGAUGUUUGCCACAGUAUAUAGGUCAAGGAGGUUCCUUAGGCUUACUUCAAGCUAAUUAAGAAUUAUGAUUUUGAAUUCUGUACUUAUUUCAUUAAGUUUCUCUCACCAACUACUUCUUUUCAUCAUUUUUAAAAAAUUUUCUGAAAGAUAUGAAAAUUAUGUUCAAAUGUAUCAUGAAAUGGUGCCAUGAUGAAAAUCAAUGACAUACUAUUACUUCUUUUAAGAACCCAUCAAAUGAAACAAUUUUUAGCCAUGUAUACAACUUUUUUUUUAAUACCAGAGGUUGUUUUUGCAUUUCAGUUAGGGUGAAUUUUUUUAAAUUUGUGCUGAAAUGUUUUAGUUGAAUUUGUCUGUACGAAUUUACCAGUGUGCCCCUCCAGCAGUUACGAAAUAUAAAUGAUCACUAAUUAAGUCAAUAUCAUCACAACAAGAGUCCAUGGAUGGCUGUUUUCUAUGCUUGAGAAAAACUUGAGUUUAAAUUUUUAAAAUUGUAAAAUGUUGUCUUGGUUAAAAAAAUGUAUUUAUUAUAUGUGCUGAAAAUGAAUACGUGCAAUGUACUUUAAAAAAACCAGUUCCGUUUAUUUGGUUCAAUAAAAGAAUCUAAUCUAAAUAUGAAUGGAAUAUUUCAUUUAAACUUAUUACUUUAUUGUCAGAUUUAGAUUAUUAGCAAACAUUGCUCCAUGAAGUAUGAGAAAGUUAUUGUUUAGGUUAAACUAUAUACCUUGUUGGGAUUCCCAAAAGUGACAGGGUGAGACAAUUCUUGUUAAAAGCUGUACAGGUAACCUUGCCUUUACUGUGGUGGGGUUGUGUACAUCAGAUUCAAACAUAAUUAACAUAUACAUAGUGGUAUUCUAAUAACUCGCAGUUUAGGAUAAUAUCUCGUAUUUUGCAUCAUAUGAUACAUUAUUCUAUAAAUAUCGAUAGAUGUGUGUGCAUAAGUGCAGAUCACAAUAGUUGAAAAAUAUUUAUUUAGUUCAGGUGCUGGAACCAGACUGUAUCAAAUGCUCUGAAUGUUCUAAAAAUUGAUUUCAACAGCUCUUACAAUCUUUUAAAGUAUGACAUUCUGACCUUGCUGUGUUGAACAGGUUGUAAUGUGUUGUAAAAACCCAAUUUUGCACACAGCUUUACACCUUAGGGUGAAAUAGGUUAAUUAAUUUUUUGGUUAUUAUUUUCUAUAAUUGAAUCAAGAGAAAAUUAUAAAAUCUCCUAAGACCUGCUCAUACUCAUAAGUCGACCACCCCAAUAAUGCUCUGAAAUAAUUCCCUCAAAAAGUCGGGUUUAGAAAGAGUAUAUUUCCAUUUUCCAGAAAAAUUACCAGUUUAUGCAGAGUGAUCAAUACAGCCUUAGUUUGAAUGCCUUUUAUUAAAAUUGUUGCUGUUAUAAUAUGAUUCACUAUUGUUUGCGCACAUAACUGUCCGCAUUAUACGAAAAUUUAAUUAAUAAUUAGAAUUCUAUUUGUAACUAAUUCUUAGGCACCACCAGACCUAGUAACUAGAGAACAAAGACAGGCCGCUCAGGACCACAUUCUAAAUUUUCACAAAACUCGUAUGCCAUAUACACUUUGUCAAUAUAUUUUGGGUAAGUGCUACAAUUUGAAACAGCUUCUAUAGGCUUAGUCUCAAGUGUCGGACAUAUUAAAAGUUUUGAAAAAAUAUUAUUUAUUUAUACUGUUUAUUGUGAAUGUGUCUGCUCUAAAUGCAAUUAAAUGUUUACUUUUACUACGUCUACGUAUUGUUUGUUAAUUCAUAGACUAAAUCCAUUUUGCUCAGAUGAUGCUGUGCCACAAGCUUUUUGACAAAAUCAUAUUCUUUUUUUUGUUUUAGAAAACAGCAAAAAUGAUUACACCUUGUUCCAAGCAGCCACCACUAUUAAAGAAGCCAUUAUUCGUGAUUGGGCCCUCAUGGGUCCUGAUGCUGUGGAGUCAUUACGGUCAUUUCUAUUAAGAUACAUCACCAAUCACAUCACAUUGCAGGUUUGAUGAAUAUAUAUUUAUUUAUCUAUAUUUUGUUUAUCUAUAAAAUAAAUAUGUCCUCAUGAGUUAUCGGGACUUAAAAUAAUGCUUAAUCUAUAACAUAGAAAUGAUGUAAUUAAUAAUUUUUUUGUUUAAUGAUUGAUCAAUCCAUUUUUUGCAGAUAAGCUAAGUUUUCCUUUUUAGAAAUUGGCAAUAUUGAGGAUACAAUUUUUUAUUGUUUGCGUACUCCCCUUUUUUCCUCAUACAUAAAAAAACUUCGACACUUUUAGAGCUAUGUGAGAGAGCAGAUUCUUCAAACAGUUGCAGUUAUUUUAAAAAGAGCCACACUUGACAAAAAAGGGAAAAGUUGUGAUGGCUUAUUUGAGGACGUAACAGCACUUAUCAGUAGUGGAAACAUUACAAUGGUAAUUAUUAUUUUGGAAAAGUCUCCUGUUUGUUACUAUUUGUUUAAAAUAAUUGUUUUUAAGUAAAAUAAACAGACAAUUUCAGUAUAAUAUUUUGUACGAUUUGUUUGAUCUAACUAGGUGUGGGAACAAUUUUCUUAUGUUAAAAAAAUAACUUUAACAGAAAAAUGUUUCUCCAGAAAAUUAAUUAUUUUCAUAUUCUUUCAUUUCAGCAACUUGUAGCUUGUUCAAUGCUCACCUCACUUUUAAAUGAGUAUUCUUACACAAGUCGAACUAGCACUGUGGGAUUGACAUGGGAAUUUCAUAUCAAAUGUAAAAGAGCGUUUGAGGUAAGAGGUUAUGAAAAUUAAUACAAUAGGUAUUUAUGGAUUAAUUAUGCUCAAUAAAUUACGUCAAAGAAACAACAGCCAGAGAUCUUUUUUGUUCUAGCAAAAGAAGUGGCUUUACAGAGUGCCUAUCCCCAUGGAGAGAAAUUCCUAAUUCCAUCCUCUUUUUAGAUAUAUAAACAAUGGCAAGUGGAAUCCUAUUUGUUGAGCUUGGUCUUAAUAAAUGGUUGUACCAUACUGGAUUAGUUUAACAGGAUACAGUUCAACUCCCAUUAAAUGAAUGGAAACUCACAGGUUUACUUAAUGUGUUCAUCUAAUUCUUAAACUUAGAAAACCCUUGAGAUAAGUAAUGAUCUUUAUGCACAGUUUCCUGAAUUAUAACUUCCCCUGAUUAGUGAGCUCUAGUCAGUUUCUAAUACUUUUAUUCUAGAAUACAUGACCAGCAAUAAAAGUGAUAUAAUUAAACCAAUUAACAAUAUUUCAACUUGCUUUUACCCUCAGCAAUCUGAUUUGAAACGAGUGUUUAUGUUCUCUCUACAAGUCCUCAACCAAAUCGAGGCCCAGCCGAGCCCCUUGAGCAGAGAAGCCACAGCCUUUCUUAAUCGUAUUCUUUCUAUUGCUGAACAGGUGCUGAACUGGGAAUUCACCCCACGUGGAGGUUUGUAAUUUUUAAUUAAGUGUAUAAAUUCUGUCCGUUAUAUUAUGAUAUUUGAUAAAUUUAGAAAAUACAGAUGUGAAGACAUUUUUCACCUCUGUUCAUUAACAGCAAAACUUAACAAUUAUAGGCUUCAGUUUUUGUUGGUUGUAUUUUUUUAUGCAAACAAUUUGUUUGGCUUAAAAAAAUUAUUCUUUUGUUUGCCUCUUAAAUAGUGAGAAUGCACCAUGCUUUUGUAUCAAAUCCAAAUGCAACGCUCAAGCCUCCAAUUAGCUGGAGAGAUGUUAUAUUGGAUAAAACCACUUUGUCCUUGUUCUUUCGAGUGAGUUUUUAUUUUUUAACUCAUCUUUAUUAUUAUUUUUUGUAUAUUUUAACUUGAUGCAAUUUUAUUACUGAGUGCAACUAUAAUAGCAUCUAUAGCCUAUAGGUGUUUUAUUAAUAUGCAAUCUUGGAAGUAUUAAUCAAGCUAAAUUAAACAUAUUUAUUUUAGAUUUGAAUGUAUACAGCAGCCCUGAUCAACAAUUUAAUAUAAUAAUUAAUCAUGCACACCAAAGUGGUAACUUUCAGUUGCUUCAUUAUUCAUUAUAAUCAAUAAAUUGAACAUUUAUUAUCCAGAUUCACCAGAAAGCCAGAUUUAACAGUGAAAUGGCUCAUCAUUCACUUCAGUGCCUUGUACAAUUGGCAUCUCUCAAUGGCCCAAUCUUCACAGAUGAAGCUGGGCCCCAAUAUUUGUCUCAAUAUAUUGAAGGUUUUCUUCAAAUGCUCUCUCAGUAAGGCCAAAGUUAUGUUUUAAUUUAUUGAAAUGAUUUCUUUUGUAAAAAUUUCAUACUUCUUCUCAAAUUGUACCAUUUUAAAAUAAAAUUGUUUUUAAAAAAAAAUAAUUCUUGUAGGAAUGGUUCUUUAGAGCUCUCUGAAGUUAAGCCUAUUAUUUUUGUUAAUUAUAAUUUGUUUUUUUUUUUUGUAUCUAACAGAAUUGAUCUCCAAGAGUAUGAGAACUUUGGCAUUGCUUCCAUAUUUAAGAACCUGUUAGUAAUGUUCCCGAUCAAGAAUUUCAACACCUUAGAUGCAAUGUUGUUUAAGUCAUUUAUCCAAACACUAACCACCCUCACUUGUAGUAUUGGUCGACUAGCUGCUCAAGAGGAAUCGGUACGUUGGUCGGUUUUAAAAACUUUUGUGGGAUCUGUACAUUACAGCUGGAAGCUAAUAAAUUGUCCAAAUGGAAAUGUCAUGAAAUAUCAGACCUGUUUACUCUUAUGAUUUUGGCGUACAAUGUACGAUUUUGAGAUGUCUUUUACAAUUAUGCACCAAGACCUGUCAGAACUAUGAUUUUAAGAAACCGGGUUGAAAAUUUAUACAUUCCCGUAGUUUUUUUUUUUUUUAGAUUAAACAAAUUAAUUAAUUAAAAAGUAUGUACAAUAUUUGUUGUUAGUUUUAACUUGCAUUUGGUUUCUACAGCCAGCAGUGAAUGGAUCGAGAAAUACGAUUGGUUGGAGAUCAUCUAUAAUUAUAUUAUGUUUGCCCUGAGAGGAGAAUGGAGUUGUGAUAAUUUAUGAGACGUGUAAAAAAAAAGGGAGGGUUUCAGCAAAGAUUCUAAAAUUUUCAUCCUAAAAGUCCAAAAAUAGCAUAUGUAUAUUUCAAAUGCUGUAAAAAUAUCACACAUUGUUGUUUUGUGAAUUAUCAGCAUAAUUUUGCCAUGUAUUUUCACAAAUGAACUUUCAAGAGAUAUGCUCAGAUAGUACUAAGUAAUAGAGAAAUUACAGUAACCUUUAGUCCACCAAAAGUUGAAUGCAAAUGUGGCAUAUAUUUUGUUGGGCUGCGCCAGUGGUUCCUAAAAUUUUUGAUUGCGAGUGCCUAUGUCUAAUUUAGGUUUUCACCAGACUCCCUGUGUUAAAUUGUAAAAGUACACUUUGAAAUAGCGAAUACAUAAACAAAAUAAAAUAAAGGUUUAGGUAAAAAUAAAUAAUGUACACUAAGCGCCACCUAACUGCAAACAGUAGUUGCUCAAGUGGGUUACUAUUUGCAUAAUGACCAAUAGAUGUCACAUUGAAUUAAAAGUGGAAAUAAAAUUAUAUAUUUUGCAAUCUGUGAGGAGCCCCAGAAACCCAUUUAGAAAAAUGUGCAAUGAAAUAAGGUCCUUUCUAAAGACGAUUCUGACGCCCCCUGAUUAAGACUCCACUCUGUGUUCAUGCUCUGUCUGAGGGCAAUGAGCACCCAGGCGAUGCGGCAAAUAUCCUGGGAACCACUGGGCUUGCCAAACAGCCAGCUGUGAAAACCACUGACACAUUUUGUUUACUGUAACAUUGUAAUUAUAUCAAGAUUAUUGAAUUUUGUUGGUUGCUUUUUAUUAUGGGGGCUGGGGUCGAAGGCUCAUUGUCAAUGUGGAGUGGGUGGUCUGAACAUUUCAAUUUUUUGCCUACGUAUGAUAUAGAUGGCACCUCCUUGCCUUUGUUUGCUCCGGUGCUGUAUGACGUAAUUUUGAGACAUAACCGCGGCGAGUGCAGAAACUUAGAAAACUAGAGAAUGCUUUCUCAACAGUUCUGCACAGCAACAUUAGAUUAGAGCCCCUUUGAAAUCUAUUUUUAGAACAUACAAAACAGCUGUGCAAUUUUUAAUACCCCCUGUUGAAUGUUUAUUUCAACCAUUUACAACUUGUGGUAGCUAUCAGACUAUAAAUAUGUAAACAGGAAAUGGGCAUAAUGGAUACCAUUGUUGUUGUUUUUUUUUUGUAUUUGUUAAAUCAGCUUUUCCUAUAACAUAAAUCUCAAGUUACCUGGUAGUUUUUUUUUAAAAUGUCGUCCUAAUUAGUUAAUUAAUACUUAUUUUUAUAAAUUUUCAUUUUGUUGAUCUAUUAAAGUUAAAUUUCACUAGUAACUUUAUCUUUACCAGUGAAAGACUGUGAUAAUUCGAUCUGCACGUUCACCUAAAUAUUAAUUGAUAUCUAUAGCAGAUACAUGUCUGCAAAACAAAGUGACUGCAGAUUGCAAUAUAAACGUCAGUCAUGUACUUAUGGAAGUUACCUUUUUUUUUUGUCAGCUUAGCUCAUUCCCACUAGACACGUAAUACGACUAGUCAUUGCAUAAAUUAUAUAUACUGAAUGUUUAUUGAUUUAUCAUUAAGAUACUGUAUUUUAUGAUUUUGAGACGAUAUUGUACUAUUUCAGGAGUUUGAGGGUAAACAGGUCUGAAAUAUGUUUAGAAUGUUGGCAAAUAAAAAGUUAGGUUCAUAUUUGCUGUUGACAAUUAAAUAUUUUAUUUAACCCUGGGAAUACAUUCAACGCUUUUUUGUGUGCAACAUCAGGUACACAAAGAUAACACCAUUUACAUGGAGUCGUAUGAAAAACUUCUUGAGUCCUGGUCACGUAUUACUUUGGAAGUUGAUUCAUUACCACCUGGAACUUUAAUCUCACCAGCUACACAAAUCUUCAAUUCAUAUAUGCAAUGUCACCUAGCAUCACCUGAUGGCAUUCGAAAUAUGGUAUUUUUUACAUUUAAAUAAUGUUUGUAUUAUACAAAUUAAAAGUUUCUUUUUUCUGCCCAACAUCACCCCAACUGUCUUAAGUUUUUCAUGGUAUCAAUAGAGAUUUCCCAGCAUUUUAGUCCCAGGUGGGGGGGGGGGGGUUGUCUGGGUGUGUGUUUAGUUUUUAGCAAUUUUAAAGUUGUUUUCAUUGUUCAUUUUUUUGGUUUUGUUCCUAGUUCUAAUUUUGAAUUUUGUUUUUCAUGGUAUCAAUAGAGAUUUCCCAGCAUUUUAGUCCCAGGUGGGGGGGGGGGUUGUCUGUGUGUGUGUUUAGUUUUUAGCAAUCUUAAAGUUGUUUUCAUUGUUCAUUUUGUUGGAUUUGUACCUAGUUCUAAUUUUGAAUUUAUGGAGCAGUCGUUAUCAGGUUGGAAAGGAUUAUGGGUUAAAUGAAUAUAUUAUGUUCGUUAUAACUGAGUGAAAAUAGUUGUUAAAGUUCAUGCUAACUUCUUUCACACAGAAUGCUGAUGAAUCUGAUGAAGAUAUUGAUGAAACAGAACAAGAUGAUAGGUACAAGUUUUGUGACCAAUUGUGGUGUAUUGGUGCACUUGGACGUGUCAUUCCAGAACACACAGUCCCUCUCUUGUCAAAGUAAGGUCAUUAGUGUUACCCCUUGCAAAAUGUAUUUAAACUUGAUUGAGGAGAGAUAUCUGUGUUGUUUUCUUAUCUUUACUUUUAUAUUCUUUCUCCAAUUAUUUUUUUCUAGCCAUUACAUUUCUCGGAAUAUUAGUAUUAAGAUUAUCUGCAUCUCAAUGAUUUUACAGAUGAUAAAUAAUUAUACCUCCAUUGUCUUUAUCAUUUAAUUUUAAUUAGGAAAUCAGGAAAAUUUCACCCUUAACUUAUGAUUUAAUUUAAUAUGCUUUUUUUUUUAUAAUCUGCAGGAUUUUAGAAGAUAGAGUAGCUCAGAUUGGUAAUCAUUUGCACCGUUUACAACAGCAAAAAGAAAUGGUCAGUAGUCAUGAGACUACGGUUGAUAUUAGUGGACUCCAUGCUUUACAAGAAGAUUUACAUUGGCUUAUUCUAGUCACAGGUUAGUCAGUUUUUCAUUACAUUUGAAAUAUAUAUUUAUUUCAAUGGGAUGAACUGUAAAAAUUGUCAACUACUUUGAUGUAGCCAAGGUAAAAAAAAAAAUUAAUUCUGUAUAAAAAGAAAUCAGUGUUGAUUUAUCCUAAUUCACCAUGUUAAAAUUCUGUCAUUUUAAAAAUGAAUUAUAACUAAAACAACUGAGUUUGUGAUUUGUUUGGCCUCAGGCAAUGUUUUAGCUGAUGCUGCUGAGGGAGAGACACCAACCAUUCCAUCUGUUAUCAUGAAAUACUCCAUUAAUCAGUCCAAGAAUGUAGAUAUAAACCUGACCUUAAAAAUGCUCUCUUCACUUGGGGAAAAGUUGGACCCUGCCCAGGAAAUGAAUGUUGAUCCCGUCAUAAGGUAGUUCUUUACAGUAUUGAUCCUCAUAAUUAUACACAUGUUAUAGUUAGUCUUACAUGAUUCGGUAGAAUCACACUAUUGCUUGCUAGGAAUUUAAAAAGAAUUUCUGUGAUCUAGAUGAGGGCCUAUAAAUUUAACAAAAAAAUGCAAACAAGUCUUAUUAUAAUAUCUCAACUGUAACCUCACAUCAUUAUGACAUUCUUGUUUUAUCUACAGGUUAAUUACAGCCGUGUUCAGGUUAUGUGAAGUAGAGAACAGAGCAAUAGAUGCCAAGUUAAAUGAAUUCUUAAGUCCUCAAAUAGGCAGCACUAUUAUGUGGUUUUUGGAAAGAUGGUCUGAUGCCUACCUCCUCCAUGAUGAAAAUGAUUAUACAGAAGUAAGUUUGAUAACAUAUUAUUUAAUAAAUGAAAACCAAGUUAGCCAUGUUAAACUUUCAAAUUAAAUUGCCCAUUCUCAAUAUAAAAAGAAAUUGGCCAAGUUAAAUACAAAAUUUUUCCAUAUUAUAUAGAAUAAAAAUUAUCCCUAUUAGUAUUAAAUACAAAUAGAAGAAUUCAUAUUUCUUACAAUUUAAUAUCUUUUAAGCAUUUUUACUUAUUGAAUAUUUAGUAAUGAUAGCAAAAAUAGGAGUUUUAAUUAAAAACAUUUAACUGUUUUUUUAUUUACGAUAUUAAAGUCUGUCCUAUAUUAGUUUUGAUAUUGCUAACUUCAAAAAGGACAUAAGUAAAUUUACAAUGUAAGAAUCAGUUCAUAUUUAUUUGUAAUUUAAUGUGCUAGAAAGUUAAGUAAAAGAUAAAAGAAGUUUUAAGUAAAUAUCUGUUAAAAGUGUUAUUUUGUUGUAAAUAAUGGGUCAAUAAUCUUAAGAUACAAAAUUCUUAAUGACAUGACCACUGCCAUUUGCCUUUAUAAUUUUAUUUAUUUAAAAAAUGGCACCUCAAGGCUGAUAUGCACAUACUUUAUUGUUAUUAUAAAUCUGCACUCCAGAUGAGUUUGGCCUUAGCAACAGCCUUUGGUAUGGAUACUGAGGGCAUAAAGUGGACAAUAAAUUUCAUCAUGCAAAAAAUUUUAGCCACAUUGGCAAUCUGGGGUUCUGAACUAAACCUUAUAAGUGACACUCUGGAGCUGCUGAUUGACAUGGCUGAGCAGAGCACAAGGUAAAGGAAAUUCUAUUUUGAGUUUUGCACUUAAAUUGUGUUAGCCUUUAAGUAAGCCUUGAUGGUGAAUAAAGUCUGUGCUGAGUAUAUAACAUAACUACAAAGGAUGGAAUAAUUAUUUUAUUUUUCAUAUUAUUAUUAACAUUGUAACAAUCUCUUUGCUUUUAAGCAUCUCUUGUUAAUGACACAUAACAAAAUUCAAACCUUUUGAAUGUUUACCAAUUACAGAGCCAUGUACUUAUGUCAGUCAGAGGUACUUUGGAAUCUAGCCAGGCUAGAAUCAAAUCAUGAGCCACCAGUAUCUACUCUAGCUCCGAGUGCACGUAGGCAGUUCAUGAAGGCCAUGGUACUUGCUGGAUGUGGAAUCAAAAAUUCAACUCAAGAAGAACAGUAUUGGAAAUUGGUCAGUUAAUUACUUAUUCAUAUGAGAAAUUGGUGUGUUAUUGUUCUUAUUAGUAUAAAGAAAUUAAGGAAUUAAUUGAUUGUGAUAAUCUUUUCAUAUAUCAUGUUAUUGAAUUUGCGUUACAGACUAAAUAUUUUCAGAACUCAAAAUUACAUAUAUUCUUUUUUUCAUAAUAGAACCAUGACUGUUUGAAAAUCCUUAAUAUAAAAAGUAUUGUAAGCCUACAUGAAUUUUUUAGUUUUAUAAAGAGAAAUUUAAAUGCUUAACUGCAAACAAAUAUUUUUAAAUAUUUAUUUAUGUGUGUUGAUCUGUUCCAAAGUAAAAGUAUACAACAAAUUGAUUAUGGUGAUGCACUUCAAAUGUUUAGCUUCUUCAGUCUAACCAUGAGAGGUUCCUCCAUUUGGUUGAGUCCCAUGAUUUUAAAGCUGGCUUGGAAUCAAGUAGGCAGCAGUACUUGUACUUGCUGGAAACUUUGAUUGGAGUGGCAACUGCUACACAAAACACUAUAGCUAAAGAAAUGUUUCAGGUAACACUGAUUUUUAUAACUUUCAGGUUUGCUUUCUUGUUACCAUUAAACAAUUUAAAAAACUCUAUUAAAAAAAAAUAUAGUCUUGACAAAAUUAUUUGGAAAUCCUGGCAUUUAACCUCUAACCUCAGUGGUACCUCCGAAAGCCCUAGAACUCGAACAACUUGUAGUCAGAAUAAAAUAUUCAGCAAAGAUGGCCUGAAAUUCGGAUGCUGGUUUGGAAUCCUAAUGCCCAGCAUGUUAUUAGUGUGUUUUUUGUGCAUAAAUUUCCCCAACUAUCUUGCCAAUCAUUUGUCAUUCAUUUUGUUGUUGGAAGCUGUAGUGAAAGCAUUUGUUUAUAUUUAUAAUAACAACUAAGUGUAAUUGCCAUAGGUCCAAGAAAGUGUAAUGAGGAAAAUAAGAGUUAAAUAAAAACUGUUAGAGCUAUAUUUGAAUUUAAGAAAGAUCUUAAAGCUAAGCAUUAAAGAAUGUUUUGGAUGCCUAACUCAACUGUGCGAUUUUUAAAAAUAAAGAAGCUAUUAAAGCUGGUGAUGUCGCAAAAGGGGUUACAACACUGGCCUCUAGGAGUUUGAAGAGUUUGGAAGAGAUGAAAAAAACAACUCUUAGAUUGGAUUAAUGAAAAAUGGCUGGCUGGUGAUGUCAUUUUUAAGAUGAUACUUUGUGAAAAAGCCAAGGUUCGCAAGAUGAUUUAGUGAAAGGCCUGAUGAUAGUGCUCAAAAGAAGGAGUUUAAAGCCAUCAGGGGUUAGUUUGAGAACUUUAAGAGAGGGACUGGGAUCCAUAGAGUUUGUGGACCUAGGAGCGUAUUAAUUCAGUUUCUAUUACUUUAAAUGGGAGAAAUUGUCUCAGAACCUUGAACACGGCUCUGAAGUGGAUUAAAUGAAGAUUCCAAGGUACCACUGUAGCAUCCAAAAAAUAUAUGAAUUUAUCAUAAAUUGAAAUAUCAUUUGGUAUGUAAUAGUUUUUGUAUUUCAUUUUCAUAUCACACCAGUUUAUGGGUCCACUGCUCAGUCAUGUAAUCAAAGCUAUAGACAUCCAUCACAACUAUGAGGAUGUGAUCACAACAAGCUUUGAAUUGUUCUCUGAAAUAGUUGCCAAGAUGCUGCCAUUCCUUAAUACUGUAAGUCUUUUCAUUAGCUUGAAUAAUCUCUUUGCAGCUUUUGAAUAGAAAUUUUCUCUAGAGGUGUGCCAUGUUAUUUUUAAUUUAGCUGGUCAUUGUAAUUCAUUUCAUUUUGUUAAUUUUCUUUAAUCAUGUUCUUCAGGCUGACUCACAGACACUAUAUCAACUGAGUCUGUCUGCUAUACAGAUGUAUGCUAGGCAUAAUUUGGGUGAGUUAACCCUCUUAUGUCUUUCUCUCACAUAAUAUAUGUUAGUUAUCUAUAUUCCUCAUUAACUUGUAUAAAGGAAAUGAAUCACUGCACACAUCAUUAGCAGGGUUGAACUCAUUGCUUUAUUUUACUUCUGUUCGUUUGAUACCAGAAACACUUGAUGUAGAACUUAAACCCUUGGGUUUUCUUACAGAUUGACUUUUUCUGACCUUAAGAAAAGCAUUUUAUAUUACUGUGCAGGUCGGCAGUGCAUAACAGCAGAUGAUGAACAGGAAACCAAGUUCAAGGAUAUUAUAUUGAUUAUGGAGAUGCUGACCAAUCUCAUGUCCAAAGAUAUUUUAGAUUUCAAUAAAGGUAGUAACUGUUACAGUUUUUCCUGAUGUCUUUCAUAUUUAACAAAGUAGUUACUUAAACUCUGAAGCAUAAUUUUAUAUGCAUUUUAUAACAAUGAUUCAACCCUUGUCUUUCUACCAUCCUGGUACAGAGGAGCGGGCUAAUUGUGAAAACCCUUGUAUCGAUGGACCAACUGUUGUCAUAUAUGGCCUUGAACUUAUAGUGCCUCUAAUGAGUGCUGAGAUGUUAAAGGUAUUUAUGACAGUUUCCUUUAGUGCUGAUGUUUUAAAUGUAUUUUGUAUAAUAAAAUUGUAUAUGAAGAGUUUAUUUUCAAAAUGCAGUAUCCACCACCUUUGAAAAAAAUGAAAAAACUUUAUCUUUUUGUAGAGCAAACCAGGUUCCUGGUUAUUAUUUAAUUCUUUAAACACAGUAUGUAAUUUUUUGUAAAAAGUAGAAUAAUCUCAAAACCCCAAAAAUGAAUAUACAGCAUUUUGAAAAUCAGCUCUUCAUAUGAACUACUUAGUUAUUAUAAAUUAUCAGAAUCUUUAACACAUAUAUUCUUACUGAGCUUUGAAAUAUGCAGUCUGAUACCAUAAAUAUAUAAAUUAAAAACUUUUUGCUAUCUUUCUUUGAACCAGAAAGGACCAUUUUAAUCUGAAAAAUAAGUACCACAUGAAUGCACAUACAAAAUUGAGUAUUGUAAAUCAUGUCAUCAAGCACCCUCAUAAGUUGACACUUAUUGAAGAUAUUUCACCAUUCUUUCCUCCACAGUUUCCUGUCUUGUGUAGCUGUUAUUUUCGGCUCAUCUCCUUCCUGUCAGAUCUGCACUCGGAAAAAUUUUGCCAGCUUCCCCAACAGCUCUUUAAUAAUAUCAUGGCUUCCAUAGAACUUGGCUUCAACUCGUAUCCUUGUUUUCUGAGCUUCUUUUGGCUUAUUGGUUACAGGCCUCCAGUAAUAGCACUUUGUGCUGAAAUCAGUUAAAUUUUUAAAAAAAUGGGAUGAUUAAAAAAUAAAAUGUGGGUUAUUCCCUGUGGAAAAAUGAUAUUGUGAUUCACCGUUUUGAACAAUCACAAUAUUUAAAGAAUUAAUAGUACUUUUAAAGCAUUUGUAUAGAAAAGGAUGCUCUAUUGACCCAACUUCCGUCCAAUUCACUCACAAUCAUGCACAUAUUUUUUUCAAUAAUUAGAUAACUAUUAAAUAGCCAUUAAAUGGCACUUAUUCACUUUUUAAUAUUUACGUUUGAGGGAGGGUGUGGUAAGGUUGCAAUUUGAAUUUAAAAAAUCUUUUUUGGGGGGAAGAUUUUUUUUCCCUCUUGCUUACCAAGUUUUUUUAAUGAAAUCUUUUUUUAUGCAAACAUAUCGGCAUCUACAGAAGCUUGGAAAUGUAAAAUAUAUAAUAUCCUAUAUUAGGCCAAGCAUCUUACAUAUACAAAAAAUGGGUGCAUAUAAUCUUGAUGAGACAAAGUUUUUGAAGUCUAGGGCUGCUGUGUUCAAGUCAUUUUGCCACCUUUCCCUUCUUAGGAUUAUUUUAUGGUUAUGACCAAUUUUACUAUUGAGUUGGAGGAAUGGUCUGGGCGAGUAGUUUGUCUAUUUGGUUUCAUUAUGUUCCUGAGCUAUAUGCUACAGUUACAUUCCGCAAACUGUGUCCAUGUGUUUAACUACUGUCUCUUAUCUUGCUGAAUACAAUGAACACAAGAUGACAUCUCCAAUGGUAACUUUGUAUCUAAAUUAACCAAUUUCCUAUUUUUUUUAAAACCGAAGUUACUGUUUAGUUGUGUUUUUUCUCUAGCACUUUUCAUUUUUAAAAGUAUUUCUUAUCAAUAAAAAAAAUGUAUUCAUAUUAACAAUAUUUUUGAAAAUUCAAUUUUUUAAUACAUUUUAAAUGUUUAUAUUUCACUAACUCAACCUGACUGAAAGAGAAUUUGACUCUACUUUUGAACAUUGUAAUAAUGUUAUUUAUUAAACCAGUUUUCAUAAAUUUGUAAAAGAGCUGAAUACAAGAACACAAUAAAUUAUAUGUUAAAGGUAGAGUUAAAGGUAGAAUGUUUGAUGAUUGAUUUUAGACUUAGUCACAGUGCUGUUUAAUGAUUGAUUUUAGACUUAGUCACAGUGCUGUCACAGCAAUCAUCAUCCCUCUACUUUGUCAGCUACUUACUCUCUUGGCAAACCCAUUCUUUCCAUCACGACAAUCUACUGUCCUGGUCACAGUAUUUUGUUCAAUUGUGCAUAAUAUGUAUCUCAUAUAGCUAGUAAAGUUAAAUUUUUGUGUGAAUUUAUUGCUGUUUCCAUGUCUUUAUCAAUGUGUACCUUAACCUGAGCCAAAGUUCAGGCACAGAUGUCAUGAGAAUGCUAUUUGAAUCGCUUCUUGCCAUUGCAUCUCACUAUUUUCAGAAUCCUCAGAUAUCUCAGCAUUUACAGUUAACUUUGGGGCAUUUUUUAAAGGUAACUUAACACCAACAUUGUUUAGUGGCUAUGUUGCAUCAAAAGUGGUUGGAAUCACAUUGAAGAUUUUAUUAAAUAAAAUAAAUAAUAUGUAUUGAAAACCUGCAUUUUGCCUUUGUCCAGCAGCUGGGAAUGCCCUCAAGUGUUACAAUUUAAAUUUACAUGCAUGGAUGUGUUGUAGAUCACAUAUUUUGUUCACAUUUUUAAAUGGUUGAUAUCUAGUAGGUUACUUGGAUAAUUUGCAAAUGCUCUAAAAUAUCAUAUUUGUAGUUCAUGUACUUGGUUCUGCUACAUAUUCCAAGAAAAUGUUCUAAUUUAGAAUCCACAAAUACAGAUGUGUUUAGAAAAUAGCCUUCGGUCAUGGCAUGGAUCACAAUAGCAAUAUUCAAUUUAAAAGAUUAUAGUUGACGUAAAUUGCUCAGACUUGAUACACAGUAAAAUAGUUAUUCUCACAUAAAUGUAUUUGCUUUUCAUUGUUUUCCAUUUCUUUGUCUUUCUAUAGGUUAUUUUCCGGAUGCUGGUUUUAGACAACUUUGAUCUUUCUUUACAAGAAAUUGGCAGCACAACUUUGUUUUGUUUAAUUUGCUGUAGUCAGGUAAUUGUUUAGAUCACAUUAUUAUAUAUUUGGAUGUUCAGGGACAUGUACAAAUUUUAUUCAAAGCUUGAUGUUAACCCAAGAAUCAUGUAAAAGUCAAGUUCAGAGCGCUUUAUCCAGAGAAAUUCAGAAAAAUAUGAACAUGGGUUUUAGUGAAUGGUAAACCCAUUGGGUUUUAUUUUAAACACAACAUUAUUGCUCUAACUGCUCAUGUAAUCAACCUUUAAUCUAGAAACAAGGUGGAAAGAGGAGUUGUUAGAAAAUAUUUGAGUUUACUAUUGGUAACGGUUAAUUUCUAGCACCCAAAAUUUAAAUUUUACCUACAUAAUGUUACUAGACACAGAAUAAUAAUAGUAGUAGUUGGAACAGAGAUGAUGAUAAUACCGUAACAACAUACUAAUGCCUUGCAUGUUUUCUUUUACUUUUAGGAGUUAUACAAGGACCUGGUAAACCAACUGAUCCAGGUGCAACCAGAGGAGUAUAAGAAUCGUCUACUUCAGGCUUUCAAUGAACUCACCCCACAGUCAUUACAGCUGACUAUCACACGCCAGAACAAAAUCACAUUCAGAGCAAACUUUGAUGUAUUUUUAAACAAUGUCCGAGGAUUUUUGUGUGUCAGAUAACACAGCUGGUCAUCAGGAAAGUCAAAAAAAAAUUCGAAUGGAAUGACUUUAUCAUCACGAAGUUCACUAGUUAUGGCUAACGUGUAUUCAUGUUUGAGGAUUUGGAUCAUCUCAGUCCAGCUUUUCAAUAUUUGUCAUUUGCAAAUAUUCACUCACGGAAUCUAGAAUACCACUUAUAGCAAUAUAUUGCCUUAUGAUAAAAGGGGCAAGUACUUUUUAAUGAUUGGUACUAUGUCAGAUUACAGAAGCUCACAUAUGUAUAGUCCACAUUGUGAGAUGAUCAACAGCAACACAUUUACAAUAUCA